CAGUUGAAUUCUACUUCCGGUCUUCGGUUGCCAGGGAGCGGAGGACAGCGUCCGGGCAGCGGAAGCGCUUUUCACUUCCUCCGCAGAUGUUCGUGUUGCGCAGAGAGCGAUGGAGCUGCCGGAGACGAUCCGAAGACAUUUGGAGGAUUUCUCCCGGAACGUUUUAUUCGACCGGAGCCGAACUGAGACGCUCUCGAAGCGGAACGACGGGUUCUCGCUUCCCGACAAGCAGGUUCUGUCCAGUCUCCAGCUCCAGAUGUCUCUGUACUUUAACAUGUGGUUCUUCCCCUGGUGGUGGAUCAGUGAAAUUGUGAUGCUGCAGCUCAAGUAUCCUGCCUUGCCAGACUACUACAAGUUCAUCCUCGUGACCCUUCUCAUCCUGAUGACUCUGAUCGAGGCGAUCAGACUUUAUCUGGGUUAUGUCGGGAACCUGCAAGAGAAGGUCCCAGAGUUGGCUGGAUUUUGGCUGCUGAGCAUCCUGCUGCAGUCUCCUCUCAUCCUGUUUCAGCUAUUUAAUGAAGCCAUUCUCAUACAGCCCCUGGAGAGAGGAGUUCACAUAGUUCUCGCUAUAUUUGUUCUCUCACAGGCCCUCUCUGGUUUCGUGGCGCUGCGGGACAUGGUGAAACACACAGAAAGCCAAUUUCACCUCCGGCAGUUUGACUGAUUUCUGAAGCUCAGAUGUCUCCACCACAUCUGGACACACCUGGACAUGACAGCGACUUAUGACAUUUUACAUGGGACACUUGCUGAGCACAGCUGUUUGCUAAAAAGAAAAACUUUUGUACCAUAUUUAUUUUUAUAUUUAACUCACAUUAUAUUUCAUGGGAUUGCCUUGUUGUUAUUUUUUGUAGGUUGUCAAUAAAUAAAAUCCAUAUAACAUGUU
Molecule: messenger RNA, 883 nt
Organism: Pleuronectes platessa (European plaice)
Lineage: Eukaryota; Metazoa; Chordata; Actinopteri; Pleuronectiformes; Pleuronectidae
Gene: tmem17
Product: transmembrane protein 17
Exons: 5
Coding region: 110-664 (184 amino acids)
Biological process (GO): non-motile cilium assembly
Cellular component (GO): ciliary transition zone
Source: RefSeq, a predicted model, not a curated record